This is a messenger RNA of Acaulospora morrowiae, 6435 nucleotides long. Lineage: Eukaryota; Fungi; Glomeromycota; Glomeromycetes; Diversisporales; Acaulosporaceae. The record is from the annotation of a GenBank genome assembly.
AUGUCUAGAAAUCCAACCAAACCUGUAAAUGAUUUGAUAAAAUUUUGGGCUUCGCAACAAGAAGAAAGUGAGAGAGAAAAGUUAAAAGCUUCUGAAAAGCUUCUUCCAAAGAGUCGACCUUUAUCACCAAAUGUUUCUGCCCCUUCUUCGCCGCAAACUAAACCUCAACAACCUCAACAAACCGCAUCACCAAGACCAUGGAAUCUAACCAAUCUUAAUAACAAUGCACCAUCUAGCAUUAUACCUUCCCUCUCUUCAGUAUCACCAUUACCCCCUUCCUCAAUACCUUUUGGCGAUUUAUCUGUCUCGCAACCAGUGUCUAUAUCGGAUCGGUUAUUCAGUAAUAAAUCAAAAGAUGUCAAUGAUGAAAAUGAAGAUUCUGUUCCGGAUAACAGUUUCUCUAUAAUUGACAUACAACACGUACCUGGUCAUAAGGAACAUGGGAGAAUGGAUUGGAGUCUUCUGACACAAGAAUCUUCUUCUUCCACUCCUGUUGCUUCUUUCACAGAAAAUGUCAAUUCCUCCUCCACGAAACCAACAGUGCAGAAAUCACUUGUCAAAGACACAUCUUUUCUUAAUACGACGCGUGAUCCUCCUCUGAAACCAAAAGAUCCGUCAAUACGCGAUUCUUUGCCAAAAGUAAAGAAAGUUUCUAACCUGGUAUCAAAAUUUGAACAAGUCGCGUCCCCGCCAACAUCUCCGACUGCUUUGUCACCGAUAAAUAGGUUUAACCAAAUUCCGGAUCCAUUGACUUUAGAUAAAGAUCCAACUUCUCCUACUGAUGGACACGUAAAAAGGAUUCAACCGAUUAUUGAACCCUUAUUUAUGUCUUCUCUAAAAAGAAAUGUUUUGACUGAUGAAUCAGAAUCUACGGUGACGACUUCGCAACCUUCCACAUCUUUGUUGUCUUCUAAAGAAAAGAAUAAAAAGUCAACUGCCAAUGGAAUAAUUGUUAAUGUGUCUUCAACACAGACUUAUUCGACCAUAACGUCCCCUAUUGAAAAUGUUGUAAUGAAGGAAUCUGUAGUAAGCACGAAUGUUCCUGAAAAUCCUACGUCGACUAAAACACAAGCUAAGAGAAAUGCUCUCGAGAAUUUUACAUCUUCGACAACGCAAAAUACGCCGGCGACAUCUAAACAAAACAUAAGCUCAACUCUCUCUACAAAUCCUUUUAUUACGAAUUCAAUUUUUCAAUAUACCAUGGAAGGUUCACCGACUAUAAUGACACCCACUUCAAAUCAUGUCAAACCUAAACUUGAGCCAUUAUCAAUUGCUUCUUCUCCACCGGUGAGGAGGCCUUCACAGGCAUCGUCCUCAAUUCCUGAUACGUCUGCCCCUCCAAAGCAAAUCGUAAUACCAACAAUUCAAGAAUCUAUACACGAAUAUGAUUCUUCUGUUCUUUCAUCUUAUGAGGAUGACUCUCCAAAAAUCAACUUAACCUCCCCUCUUCGUAUUCCAUCACCUGAACCCUUAUUCAAAAGAUAUCGUACCUCUACCGAGUCUGAUACAGAGUUCUUUACAUCUUUAUCAACUGAAUUCGAUAAGAUCUUAACGGAUUCUAAAUCUAAAGUUUUGACGAAGUCUAGAUCCACCCGAUUUUCGGAAAUAUUACCUCAAUCAGCAAAGUCUGCGAAUCUUUCAGUGCCUCAAGGAUUUCGCGAUUCAUCUCGUAAACCUCUAAAGUUGGAAACAGAUCUAUCCACUUCAACUUCAAACGAAACUCCUGCCUCACCUGUUCAAAAGCAAAUUACAAACGAAACCCCAGCUUCUCCAAUUUCACCGGCUCGAUCUCUCAUUUCUUCAACUCAUUCACCUAUAUCACCUACUCGGUCUAAAAGCCCUGAAUCCGUUUCUCGAGAUUCUUUCUCUAAUAGAUACACUCUACCAGCUUUACCAGUAUUACCGUCUAUUGUCCCAGCUUCGCCUAUCUGGGGCCCAAAUGCUGAGAAAUCUGUUCCACCAUCACCAAUUCAGACAUCAACUCCCAAAAUUAAAUCACCUACAUUACCUCCAGCAUUGCCUUUGGUCAACUCACCUUCGGUACCACCGAUUGAAUCAAAAAUUAUCGACAACCAGUCUGCAAAUUCAUCCAAACAGACCUCAUCAAUGUGGGGUUCUGUUCCUGAUACUUCUGAAAAAAAUUCCUCGACCCCCGAUGAACCUUUGUCACAACUUUAUUCUACGAUCUGGCAAGCUAUGACUCAAACUUCGUUAGAUAAAAAUGGUUCUAUUCGUAGAAACGGACCCCCAGCCUUUUCAGAUAAUAAUCGUUCAGUGUUAUCUCCUGAAGCUGCACCAAUUUCGUCACACCGAUCUAAUAGUAGCGGACUUGGAUUUCCUGAACCGUUACCAAAAGCGCAAUAUACUACUACAAAUCGCCGAGAGAAUGAGUCCACGGCUCCAUCUCGAGUAUUUUCCAGCACUUUGCCAAGUUCGCUUAAUUUGCCUUUACCGGCGAUGGAUCGAGAUUCUUGGGGUCUUUGGGGUGAAUCGCUAAAUCCUUUCAAGUCUCAUUUUGAUAGUAAAUCAAGUACACCCGAACCAUACAUAUCGAAUUCAGAUGAUAUUAACCAAGACAAUCAAGAUUAUAAUCCAUUUUUGGAUUCGCAUUAUGUAGACCAAUCUGACCUUUACAAAGUGAUUGUCGGCCCAAAAGGGGGUGACAAAAAGAAAAGUAAUCUGCUAACUGCCAGAGAUACUGGCGCAUAUAUCAUGGAAAUGCAAGAGACAAAUAUCGCGAAUAGAAAAGAUCGAAAUGAUAGUUACAUGGAUAAAAUCAAGGGAUCCAAUGAACAAGAAAGAUCUAUUCCAUUGAAGGCUAAAAUGUCAAUGAGAAAACCCAUGCCGAGUAUCAACGAUACCUCACUGUCUGAUGAAAACCAGGGUCACGCUUACACCAUAGCAUUGCGAAAAACAGGUUCUUUUGAAACGUAUGUAUCAGAAGCUGGCUCUACAAAGAAGUCGCAAUAUGGAAAACGACACAAGUUCAAACCCGUUCAAUUGCCACCAUCCCCAUAUACCACUGUGAGGCCAACGAGAAAUUCAUUGUCGCCAAUUUCAACACUCAAGAAUAAUCCGAUCAUUGCACAGAAAACUUCUGUUAAAUAUAAUGAUCAUGAUCUUCCGGAAUACGCGUCAACGAAGUCAAGGAUGUCUGCGUUGGUUCCUCACAAUUUGACUACAACCGAGUACAGAAAGCUAAAUCGCUCUGACCCUGAUCUUACGGCCAGAUAUCGACAUAAUAUAUUCAACAAAGCGUUCAGAAAAAACAACAUGACAGUACCAGAUUUCACACGUUUGAAUUCUGUGAAAGAACGAAAACCAGAUUUCACAAUGGCCAUAAUGGCUGAUGCAGAUUUAGACCCUUCGAAGGUGACAAAAUUCAGCAUAGACCCGUUUGACGAAUCCGAAUCGAAUCAACUAUUUAAACCUGGCGCACCGUGGAUAUACUUGCCACACCUUGAUGAAUUUAUAAAGUCGUUGCCAGAAGCUGAAUUCUCAGAUCCUAAAGACUUAAUGACCGAUGAUGAAUAUGAAAAAUUUAUAUUAUCAAGUGGGAAUGGAAAAGCUCAACCAGAAUCGCUGUUCCCUCCAAUGAAUCAGAUCCCGAAAGAUAUCACCUUAGAUGACCUAAAGAACAAUAAGACGAAGUCAGGCUCUAAAUUUUCAUUGUCACAAGCAUCACGAAAUGAUUUAAUGGCGACGGCCAUUGAUGGAGUGCUGACAGUUCAAGCACCAUAUGGAAUAAAAUUUAUGAAGUUAGAGAUUAUAAGAGAUCUUAUACAAUUCUUGGCACUGAUAGUUACUUUUGGAAGUUCUGGUGUCCAGGGAGUUUGGGUUAAUGUGUUGUUAUACACAAUACCAAAUUUGCUCGGCCUAAAUUUAGAUCGCGUGUUUGGGCACGGAACUAUAUUCUUUAUAUUGUUUUGUCUGAUGAGCUUAAUGGGACUGUAUUGGUUUAGACUGAUGACUAAAUAUGAUCCUAAUGCGGAUGUUGAGGGUCUUGAAUCUUCACCAUGGAGCUUGCGUCCGGAAACAAAGAGACGUCAAAACAUUGUAUUGGUUUUCAUAUUAACCACUUUAUACCUUCCACUCUCAAAACUUUCAAUCGACGUCCUUGUGUGGUCCGACUCAUUUUGGGCCGUACCCAAUCCAUAUACAGAUGUUGAUAAUCCCGUAUUUGGUGAGGCUUCCAAUGGUAUGCGGAGUCCUGGUGAUUUUUGCUAUGUCACCAGCAUGAGAAAGGAUGACAUGAACUUUUCGCCUGUACUCAUUGGGAUAGCAUUGUUGACGCUUGGAGUCUUCACUAUCUGGUUUCCUAUUGCGCUGAAAAGAUUAGUUGAUAAGAAUUUGCCGAAAACAGACAGCUAUAAUGAACUCGGGGAGGCUGUUGCUUCUUCAGAGGAAGAAUAUAAAAAAUUAUUAUUAAAGGAUACCUGUCCAUAUAAUUUCUUGUAUAAUGUUUACAGCUCAAAAUGGGCAGCUUACAAGACAUUUAUCAUGGCCAACAAAUUUGUCAGCAUUCUUUUUGUAGUAUCAAUAUCUAAGGACAAUUGUUUAUUUAGGAAUGUACCAAGAAUGCAAACCGACAUAAUCCGACAGUUAAUUCAAUUGGUACUGAUGAUAAUUCUUUUCCUGUUUCACUGGAAAAGCGAACCAUUCCUAUAUCCAUUACAGAACACUGGUGAAUACUGGUCACGUAUUGGAUACGUUGUGAAUUCUAUACUAGCUGUUGUUAUAGCAUUCCAAGUAAGCUCUAUCGAUGGAAUAAGAACCGCAUCAACGAUAAUAAGUUACCUUUUUAUAGCAGUAGUGGUAUGGUGCGUAGUUCAGGAAACAGAAAGUUAUCGCACUAUCUUGAAAAAGGUCACGAAAAGGCUAGACUUUAGUUUGAACAUUUAUUCAUCGAAACUGGAUUUCUCAAAACACAUCAAAAAAAGGGUUUGGCAGGAGACUUGGAGCGCGUUGUUACUAACUUCAGAUCAGUUCAAGAUGCCAAAGGACAAAGUAGUCGCCUACUCACAAAGCAUUUACCGCCCACCGUAUAUGCUGAAUUUCAUGGGGACAGUUGCCGAACGACAUGUAGAGAAUCUGAAGAUUAUCAGGCAAAUAGGAAUAAGGAAUUAUACAUCGUCAAUGACGCCAUUAUCAACCUCGCUGUUAAAAAUGCGAGCAAAAAUUGUAGACAAUUAUGUUGGACCUGACAUGUAUUAUGCACCAGAAUUCUUGUCUUUGAAGAUCAAAACAUGUUUCGGAAAAGCAUAUGUAGUACCAUUUCCGUUUAGCGUGGUGAUGGUUUAUGAUGAGGAUGAAAGUGUUGUUACUUUGACGCAGGAAUGGGAAAUUGCUAGAUAUAUACAACAAAAUGAAAACAAGGAAAUUAUGAGGCGUCGAUUAGUUAGGCAGAUGAUAAGGGCUCUUGAAGGUAAAACCGUGAUCGGGCCAUGUUAUGACGGGAAUGACGCCGAUUUAUCUCGAGACAUGGAUAGUAAGUCCUUUAACGGUUCAUCGAACGUCCGCUAUUAUCGAGGUCUUCUUCAGAUACGGCGCAAACAAUACUCGAAGUGGAAAGAUUUUUAUAAUAUGAACCCUGGAUUUGAUGUCACUAUCACAUAUGCUGCUGCCUCAAAAUGGAACACUUCUCAAAAUUCUUCACAACCAACACACGAACGAGUUGUAUCACAUGAUGUUCUCGGUAUAACAACAGAUUUUCAGAUGACACCUCAGUUAGAAAAAUUAUUCACGGACAAUUAUGGCUUAUUAUCGGUUGGAUUAAAUGAAAUACAAAAAAUGAUGAAAGAAUACCGGGAGUUUUAUAGAGAUGAAGCCAGAGCCAAAGAAAAUGCAUUAUCAUAUGGUUUCUUCAUAAAUAUUUACGAUAAUCCAUCGAUACCUCUCGAAUCUUUGCCGGCCCUAUUGUUAUCUACCGAGGAAAAUCCGGCUGUACAUGCUAUACCGGAAACCAAUUAUCCAAGUUUAAUAUAUUUGUAUGAGCGAAUGAGAGCGGUGAAUAUAUCACGUGUUCACCAGUGGUGGUAUCUGUUCUGGGAGGAUCUGUGGAGAAAGAAUCACAAGGAGAUUUCUGAGCUAAACAAACACCCACAGGACUUUUCACCAUCCUAUAGAACAAGUGUGUGUUAUAGACCCAUGGUAAGGCUAGAGUUGGAGAAUUUCUUGGAGAAAAGGGGGUGUUGGAAGAAUAAUGGAAAGAAAGGAUUUUUAAAUAGUGGAGUUCUAAAUCGGGUCUAUUUAUAUUUGAAUAACGUGGUAUUUGAAGGCUCUGAUGGAAAAAACAAACGAAGGAAGAGUAAUAGCAAAGAUAUUGAAGAAGAAAAGACAAAGAGAUGGAAUAUAACAAAAGGGAACACCAUUGAUGAUAAUAGUGAAUAUCAAAUAAUGCAAGUUUACCAAGGACAAGGCCGUUCUUUAUAUUAG